UCCGUCCAUUGCACACACGGCAACCGCGGAGGACAUCCGCGAGCGCGUCCCAAGAAAGGCUCCACACAGAAGCUAAAGCUUGGCCGCACGAGGACCGGAAGCGAAACAGCCACGGUCAGCAGAUGUCGGCACCGAAACCACGCGGAGGUUGCCCAUAGGUUGCCGCAACUGCGGCCACAGCAGGGCGAGGUGCACGGACGAUGGUGGGAGCGCGCAGGCCAAAGCCAUCACUCACUCAUCGCGUCAUCAAACGAGGCUAUUAUCAAACUAAGCAUUUCCUUCGCACGGUCAUCCGCGGCCUUACCGUGAGAAUAUGAGAUAACACUUCUGUCCCAGAGUGCCUAAUCAAGCCGUGCACCAAUGGAAGAAGGAACCAAGACGAAGAAAACAGUCUUCGUCGGCAACCUCGCCAACGAGGUCGACGAGACCGCUCUGCUCGAGACUUUUGCAACCUUCGGUGCGUCUAUGUCUGGCGCUCUUCGCCCCGCUGCGCUGACGACGUGGUCAGGGGACGUUAUCGAAGUCCAAAUCCCACCUGCCACCACCGACCCAAACCGGCAGACAGGUGUGUCUCAUGGUGCAUCACUGGCCCAUAUGACUGACCGCAAUGCCGCAGAGGAGAAGCACAAGGGCUAUGGCUUCGUAACGUUCGCAUCAACUGCCGAUGCGCAGGAUGCCAUCGACAACAUGGACCUCAACGAGUUGCAAGGCAAGGUGCUGCGGGUGAAUCUCGCCCGGCCGAGCAAAAUGCCCGUACAGGGUCUCGGCAACAAAGCUAGUAUGUCCUUUACCUCUGCGGGUACGCGUUCCUGUCUCACUCCAUCGUUCCUGCAGUUUGGGAAUCGGAGGAUUGGCUCAAACAAUAUGCGAAGCCGCUGGCAAAGAGCGGUGGUAGGUCCUAUGACUAGUUCGCAGAUACGCCGCAGCUGACUGAACCCUUGUGCACAGGCGCUGCGCUUCGUGCCCAAGCGUUGGGUACAUCUCCAGGGCCCAAGGAAUCCGCCGACGAAGGUGCCGGAAAUGAUGACGAAGAGAACGCGAUGGAGGAGUGAAACCCUAACUGUCAUUUGUAUCCACUAUUCUACCUUCUCAUGUUUCUCAGGUGAGGCACUGCGCUAUCGUAUCUUUAUCCAGCCGUGCAAGGGAAAGUCAGCUGUUAAGUGAUGCAUUCGUACUGCACGGCGUCCUCAAACUAGGCGAGCGAUAAUCACCUUAGCUUAUCGUCUCAUCACCUCUGCCUGGUGCAGCUACUCCAGCGCGAAUAGGGCGUCGCCCCGGUUCUGCCGUGACGUAUAUAGCCGUAAUAGAUAUCAUGUGGCUGUCAUUUCAUCAUACUAUUUGCAAGAGCCCUAAGCUACUA
Phanerochaete carnosa HHB-10118-sp is the source of this 1360-nucleotide messenger RNA. RefSeq lists its product as uncharacterized. The record is from RefSeq and is a predicted model, not a curated record. Bases 361 to 930 code for a protein of 189 amino acids. Lineage: Eukaryota; Fungi; Basidiomycota; Agaricomycetes; Polyporales; Phanerochaetaceae. The transcript has a single exon. Gene Ontology annotation, molecular function: RNA binding.